Archocentrus centrarchus (flier cichlid) is the source of this 1167-nucleotide messenger RNA. RefSeq lists its product as uncharacterized. Gene Ontology annotation, molecular function: transmembrane signaling receptor activity. Lineage: Eukaryota; Metazoa; Chordata; Actinopteri; Cichliformes; Cichlidae. The transcript is spliced from 7 exons. Gene Ontology annotation, biological process: immune response; cell surface receptor signaling pathway. Gene Ontology annotation, cellular component: external side of plasma membrane. The record is from RefSeq and is a predicted model, not a curated record. The coding region runs from base 1 to 1167 and encodes 388 amino acids.
AUGAAGGCUGCAUCUGUUUCUCUGCUCCUUGGUGUGUGUGUGCUGCUGCUGUCUGCACUGACUGUUUCUGCAGUCUCUCUGUCUGUCAGUCCAAACCAUCAGCAGUUCUUCAGAGGAUCUUCUUCAGCGUCUCUGAGCUGUGUUGAUGAUGGACAGACAGUUGAUGGAUGGACAGUGAAGAGGACCAGAGGAGGACUCACUGAGGACUGUGGAGCAGGUUUCGGGUCAGUUCAUGAAUCCUCCUGUGUUCUGUAUCUCUCCGUCUCCACUGAUGGAAGUUACUUCUGUGAAAAGUCUUCUGGACAGCACAGCGAUGAAGUCUCCAUCAGUGUUUCAGAUGGUUCUCUGAUCCUGGAGAUCCCUGCACUUCCUGUGAGGACAGGAAGUGAUGUCACCCUGCAUUGCAGACAAAAGGAUGGUGACACAGUCACAGCUUAUUUCAUUUUUAAUGGAAAUGUUCUUGGAUCUGGACAUAAAUCAGAGCACACCAUCACUAACAUCCAGCAGUCUGAUGAAGGUCUCUACUCAUGUUCCACUGAUACAUUGGGAUCAUCUCCUCAGAGCUUUCUGAGGGUCAGAGUUGUAGCAGGUCUGGUUUCUGUGGUUCUUCUGGUUCUGGUUGGAGUUCUGUUCUUCUACAGGAAACUAAAAGUUUCCCAGCAUGCCUCAGUGGUGGAGGUGUAUGAAGGGGAGGAGUCUGUCCUGCUGCUCUGUCAGGUUCCAGUGUUCUCUGAUUCAGCAGUGGUGUGGGACCACAGUGACUCGAAGCCCUCAACAGUCCAUGUGCGUCUGCAGAGCGGCGAUGAUCUUAGAAACCAAAGCCAGCGUUACACCAACCGAACAUCAAUGAGAGCUGACGCUCUGCAGACUGGAGACCUCAGCCUCACUCUGAGGAACCCUACAGGUUCUGACAGUGGAACCUACACCUGCACUGUCCACAGCCAUGGACAGGAUAUGAGCCGCAAAGAUAUUCAGCUGAAGGUCAAAGUGGUCUUCUGUCCGUACUGCAUCUCUACUGGUCUGCUGCUGUCCAUCUGCUGCAGCAGGAAGACACCAAACAGAUCAGCCAUCUCCAUGGAGACGACCCAUCAAGGUGGAGGAGGUCAGGAAUUGGAUGAUGAGUAUGAUGACAUCACUGCAGAUGUCACCACUGAGCAUGACUUCUGA